CAGUUUCAUUCUACUAAUAAAAAAAAUUGAUUGAAAAUGAGCAAACCAGAAGGAUCAAAACCGGAAUCUCCAAAGCUGAACAAGAGAAUCUUGUCGUCCUUGUCCAAGAGAUCAGUCAUUGCACAUCUUUGGCAUGACAUUGAAGUUGGACCUGAAGCGCCUCACAUUCUCAAUUGCGUUGUGGAGAUAACAAAAGGAAGUAAAGUCAAAUAUGAACUUGACAAGAAAACUGGCCUCAUAAAGGUUGAUCGUGUUCUAUACUCGUCGGUGGUAUAUCCCCACAACUACGGUUUCAUCCCACGCACACUAUGUGAAGACAAUGACCCCAUUGAUGUCUUGGUCCUUAUGCAGGAGCCCGUCCUUCCGGGAAGUAUGCUGAGGUGCAGGCCUAUCGGGCUAAUGCCCAUGGUCGACCAGGGGGAGAAAGAUGAUAAGCUGAUAGCAGUAUGUGCUGAUGAUCCAGAAUACAAACACUACACUGACAUCAAGCAGCUCGCCCCUCACCGACUCAUGGAAAUUCGACGAUUUUUCGAAGAUUAUAAAAAGAAUGAAAACAAAGAGGUGGCAGUGAACGACUUCUUGCCUCCGGCGGCUGCGCUGGAAACUAUUCAACAAUCCAUUGAUCUAUAUGCUGAAUAUAUUUUGUUGACUCUAAAGAAAUGAGGCAUCAGAAAUCAGCAGUUUUUGGGAGGAGAUGAAGUUGAUUACUACUGAAUAAGAGAGAGUGAUAGUUAGUAUUAUAAUACCUUAAAUAAAAAAUCGUCCUAUUAUUUUUCAUUGAUGAGUUUUGCCAGGCAGUACAUAGUUUGUAAUUUGGACGGUUGUAUUUACACAAUUGCAAAGAUCAAUAUAUAUAAUUUGUACUUUAUUAA
Messenger RNA from Salvia splendens (bonfire salvia), 872 nucleotides. Its product is annotated as soluble inorganic pyrophosphatase 3. Gene Ontology annotation, biological process: phosphate-containing compound metabolic process. Bases 37 to 663 code for a protein of 208 amino acids. Gene Ontology annotation, cellular component: cytoplasm. The record is from RefSeq and is a predicted model, not a curated record. Lineage: Eukaryota; Viridiplantae; Streptophyta; Magnoliopsida; Lamiales; Lamiaceae. Gene Ontology annotation, molecular function: inorganic diphosphate phosphatase activity; magnesium ion binding. The transcript has 9 exons.